AUGACCAUCGACACCGAAAAGCGUUUGCCUGACUCGGAGGAUGUGCCUUCUCCUGCUGAGGGCCGUACGGGCUCCCUCGUCAUUGGUACUGUCGACGAUAUCCAGGUGCUCGACAAGCUUGGCUAUAAGCCUGAGCUGAAUCGGAAUCGUUCCAUGUUCACCUUGCUAUUUCAAUCGCUCGCAAUAGCAGCAAUUCCUUACGGCGAGGGCGCACCCAUACUGAGUGCUAUAUAUGGCGGUGGUCCUCUUUCAAUCUUCGUCGGCUGGCUCAUGGUAUUGGUGCUGGAUGAAUGUGUCGCAGUAUCCCUCGGCGAGCUCGCGUCAAAGUAUCCAACAAGCGCUGGUCCUUACUAUUGGUCAUUUCAGCUGGCCACGAAGGGGAAAACGGUGCUUUCGUUCAUAACAGGAUGGACUUGGCUGAUAGGCAAUUGGACCAUCACUCUCUCGGUCAACUUUGGAUUCGCGUCACUCAUUCUGGGUUGUGUGGCGAUGUAUCAUCCGGAGUGGGUUGCAAGCAACUGGCAGUUGCUCUUGAUCUUCUAUGCCAUCUGCAUGAUGACAUUUGUGAUUGUUGCUUUUGGCAAUAAAUAUCUGCCAAUGGUGGAUACCAUAUGCGCUGGAUGGACCGCCCUUAGCAUCUUAAUCAUCCUUAUCGCGCUCUCAGUAAAGGCAUCAACAGGACGACACAGUGCAGGAUAUGCACUAGGCCAUUACGACCAAUCUUUCUCAGGUUGGGGAGGAUUCACCUUUUUCAUCGGUCUUCUGCCGGCGGCAUACACCUUUUCAGCGAUUGGAAUGAUCUCGGCUAUGGCUGAAGAAUGCCAGAACCCCUCAAUCAAGGUACCCCGAGCUAUCGCACUUUGCGUUCCAGUUGGAGGGUUGGCUGGAUUGUUCUUUAUCCUGCCAAUCUGCUUCACUUUACCUCCUCUAGAAGACAUUCUGUUGGCACCAUACGGUCAAGCUUUGCCUUAUAUCUUCUAUCGGGUUAUGGGCACACCAGGAGGUGGAAUGGGCCUCAUGUUCCUGGUCCUUGGAAUCACUUUGUUUUGCAGCGUGAGCAUCACGGUGGCCGCCUCGCGUUGUACCUGGGCAUUCGCUCGAGAUGAUGCCAUUCCCGGAGCUCGACUCUUCUCGAAAGUCAAUCAAACGUUGGGAGUGCCGAUUUGGGCGCUCACGCUGACAACAGUCGUGCAGAUGCUUCUUGGAUUAAUCUAUCUUGGCUCCACGAGUGCCUUCACUGCAUUUAUCUCGGUUGGCGUAAUGGGCCUGGCAGUCAGUUACGCCAUUCCAAUAGGAAUUAGUCUGUGGCAUCGACGAAAGGAGGUGUCUACCGCACCAUGGAACGCCGGAAACACGAUCGGAUAUGCCGUCAACAUAGUCGCAAUUCUGUGGAUUAUGUUCGAAAUGGUCAUUUUCAGCAUGCCCGUGGCUCUCCCUGUCACAGAAGUCACCAUGAACUAUGCCAGUGUAGUUUUUGUUGGUUUCAUGACCAUUAGCGCCGCGUGGUAUGUGGUCUAUGCAAGAAAGGUAUAUAAGGGUCCUCCAGAGUCGGAUGGUAUUGCUGCUUGA
Messenger RNA from Exophiala bonariae, 1569 nucleotides. RefSeq lists its product as uncharacterized. Gene Ontology annotation, biological process: transmembrane transport. Bases 1 to 1569 code for a protein of 522 amino acids. Gene Ontology annotation, molecular function: transmembrane transporter activity. The record is from RefSeq and is a predicted model, not a curated record. The transcript is spliced from 4 exons. Gene Ontology annotation, cellular component: membrane. Lineage: Eukaryota; Fungi; Ascomycota; Eurotiomycetes; Chaetothyriales; Herpotrichiellaceae.